AUGGAAGGAGGGACAAGGCAGAACUCAGUUCCUCUUCAUGGUUCCAUUCAUAAGUCUAGGAUUCUGGAUGUUAAACCUCUGAAAAGUUUGAUUCCUAUUUUCUCUAUGUCUUCUCAAGCUCCACCUCCUGGCCAGUAUCCUUCUGGGUUUCCACCAUUUUUCCCCUUUUGUGAACCUCAGCAAACUCCAACGGUGACCCCAAAGGGUGUUUACAUACCUAUUCCAAUAAGGGUAUAUAGGAGUCCACCAGGGCCAGGAGACUCCAGUUCAACAAUGGAGGGGUUCAGUGAUCAACGUACUUCUGGGAAGAAAAAACAUGGAUCACCAAAGUCGAGCAGUGCCAAAUCAUCCUUAGAUAAGCCUAAGAAAACUCAAGAGCCCCCUGUUGAUUUAGGUGUUUUAGUUGGUAUUACCCCUGCUCAAAAAGAUGUUAGCCGCGAAGUGGUUAAUUUUGUGCUCAUGGCGUUUGAUGCUCUUAGAAGAAGGCUCUGCCAACUUGAAGAGGCCAAGGAAUUGAGCUUGGGUCGAUCAAGCGUGCAGAUUUGA
This is a messenger RNA of Vigna angularis (adzuki bean), 546 nucleotides long. RefSeq names its product histone-lysine N-methyltransferase, H3 lysine-9 specific SUVH3-like. Lineage: Eukaryota; Viridiplantae; Streptophyta; Magnoliopsida; Fabales; Fabaceae. The transcript has a single exon. The record is from RefSeq and is a predicted model, not a curated record. Bases 1 to 546 code for a protein of 181 amino acids.